Stegastes partitus (bicolor damselfish) is the source of this 4660-nucleotide messenger RNA. RefSeq names its product family with sequence similarity 49 member A (gene cyria). Gene Ontology annotation, molecular function: small GTPase binding. Gene Ontology annotation, biological process: regulation of actin filament polymerization. The transcript has 10 exons. The record is from RefSeq and is a predicted model, not a curated record. Lineage: Eukaryota; Metazoa; Chordata; Actinopteri; Pomacentridae. Bases 383 to 1357 code for a protein of 324 amino acids.
GGUUUGCUGGAAUGGGUAACCUGCUAAAAGUCCUAACAAGGGAAAUAGAGAACUAUCCACACUUUUUCCUGGACUUUGAAAGUAAGUCUGGCCGAGGAAUCGGAGCAAAACAUGGCUGGAGAAAGAAUUGUGGGGAGGGAAGGAGGUGUAACCUGCUCAGCUGUUUCCUUUCUACCGGCGGGUCUCUGCUCUCGAUGACGAAGCCAUGAAGGAGUCUGCUUUAAUCCACUCUUUUCACCUUUUUUUUUCUCCUUUCCGUUUCAUCUGCUCUGUCGGCUCUGAUCUUCCGUCUCUGUUCAAAUAACUUUUUUUUGAUGACUUUCUAACAUCACACGUACUUUUCUUCCUUUCUCUUUCUUAUUUUCUCUCUUGCAGAAACCAAAUGGGGAAUCUGUUAAAAGUGCUCACUUGCACAGAGCUUGAACAGGGGCCAAACUUUUUCCUUGACUUUGAAAAUGCGCAGCCAACAGAGGGAGAGCGUGAGGUUUGGAACCAGGUGAACUCAGUCCUGCAGGACUCUGAGAGCAUCCUGACUGGACUGCAGGCGUACAAAGGGGCCGGCCAAGAGAUCAGAGAUGCAAUUCAAAACCCCAAUGACCUCAUGCUGCAGGAGCGAGCCUGGAACUCCGUGUGCCCGUUGGUCAUCAAACUAAAGAAGUUCUACAGUUUCUCUCUCAGACUAGAGGAGGCCCUGCAGAGUUUGCUGGAGUGCCUGACCUGUCCGCCCCUGACGCCCACUCAGCACCUGGAGAGAGAGCAGGCGCUGGCCAAGCAGUUCGCAGAGAUCCUCCACUUCACUCUGCGCUUCGAUGAGCUCAAGAUGAGGAUUCCUGCCAUCCAGAACGACUUCAGCUACUACAGAAGGACCAUCAGUCGAAACCGGAUAAACAACAUGAACUUGGACAUUGAGAGUGAAGUCAACAACGAGAUGGCCAACAGGAUGUCUCUGUUCUACGCUGAGGCCACUCCCAUGCUGAAAACACUCAGCAACGCAACCACAAACUUUGUGACAGAGAACAAGACUCUUCCACUGGAGAACACGACAGACUGUCUCAGCACCAUGGCCAGUGUCUGUAAGGUCAUGCUAGAGACACCGGAAUACUCGAGUCGUUUCAGCAGUGAGGACACGCUCUUGUUUUGCAUGCGGGUCAUGGUUGGAGUCAUCAUUCUUUAUGACCACGUCCACCCCAACGGCGCCUUCAACAAGUCCUCCAAGAUAGAUAUGAAAGGCUGCAUAAAAGUCCUGAAGGACCAGCCAGCAGACAACGUAGAAGGUCUCCUGAAUGCGCUCAAAUUCACCACAAAACACCUGAACGACGAGUCCACUCCGAAGAACAUCCGGACGAUGCUCCAGUAAUAUUUGUUCUCUUUUAUAUAUAUAUAUAAAUAUAUAUAUAUAUAUAUAUAGAUAUGAAGAGGAUCAUUGCCCUGACCUCAAAUAAGAUGUAUAUGUUUACAUUAUUUAAAAGACUCGAUGUUAAUACUUGUGUGUAUUUGCAUAGUCAUUCCCUCCAAGUUAUUGAAACCUGCAGAAUACGUACUUUCUACUUUGCAAAAAAAAAAAAAUCUGAAAGCAUCACAUGAAUUGCCUCUACUGUUAACAGCUGUCGAAGCACAAACGAUGGAUACCUAUCAGCCUUACAUACAUAUAUAUAUAUAUAUAUAUAUAACGGAGCUUUGCAAAGCAGCACUUGGAAAUAAAUGAACAAGGCAGCAUAAAAAAUGUCCUUCAAUGAAUCUUUUCAAUCUUUUAUUUGACAAUGAAAUCAGUUUACUGUUUUUAAUAAAUGUCUUCUUGGGUUGUUUUUUUAAGCAAAAUAAAUCUGUUUUAGAACAGAGGACAUUUUAAAUUCUGAUGUAGGUUAUCACUUAUAUCACAAGAGAGAUCAUCCUGUGGUUUCACUUGAUCUGCAAAGAUGAGUUUUAAUGACAGAAUCUAAAAUCAAUCCAUGUUGUAUCAAUCCUAAGAUGGACAGUUCUGUUGCAGUGAAGGACUAAAUGUUGAAAGCAGAUAAGGGAUCGAUUGGUGUGACGCAUUUCCAAGAACAGUCGGGUGUUUUCUCUUUUUCAGCCCGUUCUCAUUUCCAGAGCGUCAAAUGCUGCCGUAUUGUCAAAGCUGCUGGUGUCACAGAGAAACACACAAGAUGUCCUUUAGUGUCCUCAUAGAUGUACAGGAGUUACUGUUGUUGUAGUUUUAGCCCCUAAAGACUCAUCUCUGGAUGUCAAAGUUCAGUUUUUAUAUUUUUUUCUCCAUGAAAACAGUUCCACUUGAAACCAGUUGUUAAGGAUAAUGAUACAGAAAGCCCAUGGUGUGUCUCCUAGCCUAUAGAAAACACCAUGUGGACUUGUAACAAGGUAAAAAAUGUUAUUUUCACCAGAGGGCACCUUAAAAGGAGCCUCAUAAGGAGGUUGGGAGGACGAAGGGGACAUAAGUUCACCCAGAAGACUGCAGGACUUAAUGCUCAAUUCAGAUUUUUUUGUGAAAUUCGAUUUUUUUUGCGAGUUUGUUCACAUUUCCAAUUAAAUGUGGCUUGUAUGGGAUCUCCUGUGUGAACUUUGUAAGACCCAAAAGUGUCCCGCAUGCACAGAGGAGGACACAACGACAUCACAGGCAGCGAGCAUGCUCAGUAACGAUGGAGAGUAUCUUGCGAUUUUAAAGUUGUUGUCCAACCGAAAUAACCAAAUAUUAAUUAACUCAGUUUUUUUUCACUUAGUCUAGUUUUAGUUUCUGACUGCAGUUUCGUUUUCAUUCACUGUUAGGUCACCAAAACUCAAUUUAAGUGUAAGAAAAUCUAAUUGUUUGGGCUUAAAUACACUAUUUCCCAACAUUAAACACGCGUUACAAACUUUUUAUUGCCUGAAAACUAGCAGCACCAGUUGAGAACCUGAACUGCUCAUGGUGUCUAUUUCUGACCCGUACACAUUUUUAUAAGUCUGCUGUACUGCCCUGUGUGUUGAAAAAUCAUGUUAAACGGGACCUUGUGCAUUCAAAUGUGACACCAAGAGGUCCUGACAGAACGGCAGCAAACAACAAAUUGGAAGUGAGGUCGAGCUUGUCUUUUUAUUGUCAGCUCUUGUGUUUUUCAUCAUACUGUUUCUCAAACUUCAGCCUUGUGCACCUGUUGAAAUAAAUCCACUGUGAACAGACAAACCUACUUUGCACGUGCAGUAAGAUCCCGUAUGUCGACGCAUGCAGAGGUAGAGGUGAUCGAAAAGUGCAGCAAUGACGAAUCGCUGAGUCAAAUCAGCACCACCAAAUGUUUAGUUGAAUUGUGAAGUCUGCGUUAAGAAUAAUUGUGCGUUUUGCCAUCUUUUGAGUGACUUUUUGAUCUGUGAGGCUUUGCUAUUAAACUUUUUUCUUUAAAAGAAAGGCCAAAAAUAUCUUUAUUCUAAAUAAAUUAUGUGGGUUUUUUUUUUUUAAGUUGAAGAUUUUUAGAAAACGAUUUCCACUUUUAAAAAAAAUCCUCUUUUUUAGAAAGUAUUUGGGUUGAUUAUUGGAGGAACAAUGUGACCAGGUUCAUUUUUCUUUUAUUUUUUUAUAACUUUUGAUAUUGUUUGACUUGUUUGGAUUCAUCACAGCCCCUGUAAACUCUAAUGGACAUCCGACUAUUGCCUGGGAUCAUUUUAUAGCCUGACAACUGACAAAAUUUGCCUUAAAUCAAACUGUUGAAGUAGGAGCAACGACUUUAGCCUGCAACUUUCCACGAAUCAUAACCUCAAACAGCCUCACUAUACUGUGUAUCACUAACAGUCUUGCUCAAACUCGGUCGGACAAUCUGUGACUGUUCGCUUUAAGUUAUGUUUCAUUUUUACUGUAAUGAGAUAGAGUGCGUAUUAAAGGAUCCAACAAAUAUGAAGAGCAGUUCCCGAGACAUUUUAUUUUUCGGGAAAACUGCUAUAAAACCUACCAUUUUUACCAUCUAACAUAAUAAAAUAGUGACUACAUCCCUCGCCUACACAAUCAUCCGCCUGAUUCAAUCUGAACUUCACCCCUGUGGUCUUAGAAUAAUGGAAAUGUCUGUGGUUUAGCACAACAUCGCCUUAAAGACUAAGCUGACAAAUUUUAGGAUUUAACCUGUGAAACAACUUUUUUUUUCAAUUAUUUUAUUUCAUCCACAAGCCAUACACACAGUAUACGGACCCAUAGCCAGUCCUGUCCUUCGAUUAACCUUCAGUUAAUUAACAUUAAAUUAAGUAACACGUCAUCCAUUUAUGUUUGAUUCUCUUGUAUUUAGUAAUAUAUGCAUACGUGUGUGUGUGUGUGUGUGUGAGCCAUACUUUGGAUGCAACGUUUUAUAUGCAACGAGUUAAAAACUGUACAGACUUGAAGCCGGGUGUACGUAUGAUAGCGAUGUUUCAUAUCUGACUGAAGUGGUUUUUAAAAACAGUUUUUUUAAAAAUCACAUGGUCUGUCAUGAUUGAUGUACACCAAGCUUCCCUCAUUGCCCAAGAAUAUGCUACUGUGUGUUGAAUGCAAGAAGUUGUUUUUGGAGGCGAAAUCAGUUUUUGUUGUUGUUGUUGUUGUUGUCUUAAACUGACAGUUAUUGUUGAGUAUUUUUGGAGUUCAAACUCACUGUUUAUAUAAAUUGCUUUGGCUUUGUUAUUGCAUACUGAAUGGGAUGUGUGGAUUGGAUAAUAAAAGUGGUACAUUUCUUACACA